GCUGUUCAUUUUAAUGUGUCAAGUCUCUCACACUCACUUCACCUCAAUAUCUUGUUAAACUUAAGCAUCUCAUAUUACUUCGUUUCUCAUUUUUUUCUAGGCUUUGGCAGCAAAUUCUAUGGUCAAAGCCUAAUUAUGAUUGAGAUAAACAUUGAGCAUAACAUGUUGCAGUAACUCCUCCAAUGUAUGCUAACUUCGGAGUCCUGGUCUCAAUACUAGGUUUUUUUUACAGGAGCAAAUUGCAGAGCAUGGCUUUAGUCUAGCCUUGGAUUCACAACCCUGAUGCAUGCUCAGAGAGGUGGGCAUGUGAUCCACGCUGCUUACCUUGUCUCGGCCUGGCGCUACUAGAAGACAAACGCCUCAACAAAGCCGUUUCGCUAUAGCUUUGAAGACAGUCUGGUCAUGACUGGCCUGAGGAAGAGAAAUAACAAUGGGGCGGCUUAUAUCACUACUAGUAUGGUGCACAGCGGAGAGAGUGAAGGGGACAGCGGCUUUGUGACCCCUGAUAGCACAACAAGCUGUGGUGACAAGAAACCAGAGCGUUGCAGCUGCAAAGCACAGCACGUGGUGGCAGAAGAGGUGCUGUCUCACAGCAAAGAUGGCCGCUUCUAUCUUGGCACCGUCAUUCAAGUGGAUGAAGUUGAGCAGCAAUGUCUCGUCCAGUUUGCUGAUGAUACUGCACACUGGUCACUCUACAAAGAUUUGCGUACCCUCAGGCAGCCCACACCUGCGGAGACGUGCUGUGUUGUGUGUAAUUCAAACAAGACUUGUGGUGACAACUGCUUUGUUGAAUGCUGUACAUGUCAUCAGGGUUACCACCAGACUUGUGCUAAGCCUCCUGUGCAUGACGGACGGUCACAAGGAAAAUGGACUUGUGAACUUUGUAUAUCAGCUUGCUUACUAUCUAAUAAGACCGAUAAAUCUUCUGCUGCUCAUGUCUGCCAACACAAAACAUCGCAAACUUUUGUCCGUCCAGACGAAUAUGAUAGACAGAAAUUAUCAUACAAGUUAGAGUCUCUUCACUGGGAUGCUGGUCAUAAAAUGAACAAGGAGCAGACAUACUGCUACUGCGGGGGCCCCGGCGAGUGGUACAACCGUAUGCUGCAGUGCCGGCGAUGUCUUCAGUGGUUCCAUGAGGCGUGCAUUGACUCGCUUCAUUACAACCUAAUAUACGGUGACAGGUUCUACGUUUUUGUGUGUCACUGUUGCAACGAGAAUUUCGGCGAGUUUGUUCACCGCAUGGACGUGAGUUGGCUGGAUGUAGUGCACUUAGCUCUUUUUAAUCUCACGUUACUGGAGGGUAAGACUUACUUCGACAUCGAGACGUGUAUUCUAAGUUGGAUUAACAACAACUGGGAAAGCCUCCAAGCUCCCCUGGAGCUGCAGAAGGUGUGCGUCGAGGACAGAGGCAGUGAAGUGCUGCGUGUUCUGGAAAGCAACAGGUCCCGCUUUAAAGGCGGCCGUGAGAUGCGCAAGCAAGCGGGUGUUUGGGCUUUGCGUUGUCGCGUACCGCCUCCCGUGCCCUUUGUUUCCCUACCACUCGGUGCUGUGACAGACGAAAACGCCUCCCAACUGCGCCCCUCUCAUCACCGCUCCAACACACACGCUAGCCCACCCCUGCCACGCACAGUGCGCCUCAGGGACGGCAGGAGCCGUGAGGUGCGCGGCAUCAGCAGCUCUUCCAUCCUUAGCCCCGUCAAGAAGCGCGCGCUCGUCCUGCCGCUAUCGUCAUCGUCCUCACUCGUGCAUCACCUGCAUGACAAGCUCGGUCGCUCCACGGCCACCUCCGCGUCCGCCGCUCUCGCCUACCGUGCCGGUCAGGGCGAUGCUCCGCUGCAGCAGGAGGAAGCUCAGGAAGCUGCUGCUGGUGACGGUGCAUCAUUACCAAAUGAUGGCGACAGUCACAGAAAAAAUAACAAUAAAAAACGAAAGCGCAAAGGAGAGCUGGAUAAACUAGUCGCGGACGAUGGUUGUCGGAAGAUUAUAGGUGAAGUUACAAAUGAGUUACGAAGACUGCAGAUGUUGACUGGACAAAUCGGGGUAUGGAAGAGACGUGGGCGUCCAAAUAAGAGUUUUUCAAUGUCUGUCGAGAGUACGACGCAGGAAGCUAAUCAUAAAAGCUUGCAUCCUCCUCAGUAUCGUCGCAGUGUCAGCUGUUACUCCUCGUCAUCAAGUGUAGCGGAUGACUCGAGUGACGAUACCUCUUCACGCGGCACUCUAGACUCCUUUAUUCCGCCCUUGUCUAAUUUUGAGGGUCACAAUAACCCAUUCCUUCAUCUUUUUCCAACUUCAAAGGCUCUUCUUAAUACAUCGAGUAGACCUUUUAAAAAGAAACUUAGUGAGAGUGACAUUCGUAUUAAUAAAUGUGGGGAGGUAAAAAGACGGAAGUUCCGCAGAAAAAGAUCUGGGCGCAAUUCGGAAGUGUCGAGUUGCAGCGAAUUUAACGAGGGUGCGGGUGAUGAGUACGCCAUUACUGGUGCUGGUGAGCGUGCGGCCGAGACCAGCGGUCUCGAUAACUGCCUAAAUUACGCCCUCACGGCUUGCUUUGCAGACCCAUCCGCGCUUAAUAAACAUUCAAAGAAUUCUUUCCGCAAGAAUACUGUCGUGUCAGAUUCUCUUGUAUCAUAUUCUGAUCUCAAGUCAAGUGUUAACAAUUAUUUCGGUGCUGCAAACCGCAUUGCCAAUGGUGAAAAAUUCCACGUGUUAGCAAAACGGAUAUGUUGCGAAGGAAAACGAACACAGUACCUAAUAGAGUGGGACGGUCCGAGCUCGUAGUACAAAUGACGCAAUGUUUGCCUCUCGAUGUCCUUUCCAUUCUCCGAUAGCUUCAACUUAUCACUGCCUUCAAAGUGAGUCAUAAACUUAGGUUUAAGAUUCUACUUACUUAUAACUUCGAUGAGGACUUGGCUUAUCCACAAGUUAGACAAUGCAUGAUUGUUGCAUUGAAGAUAACAAAUAUUGCGACUGCUUUAGAUGAAAAUACGCUCGUGCAAGCAAUGUAUCGAAUGUAGAUUGAAAUGUGUGCAUACUGCCUUGUUGCGUUGACAUCUUAGGUUAAUAUCUUAUUGUUGAAACUCUGUUUCUCUCCUUCAUCUCAAGAUGGUCCACUCAAGUACGAAUUAUUACCGAGUUCUUCUUAGAACGCAUUGUAGAACCUCUUAUGUUCUACCUAAGCAGGUUUGCUCUUGAAAUUGUAUAGAUUAGUCCCGUCGCCUACGAGUUUUGAAAGCGCGAGGCUACGUUGUAUGACGUUUUCCAAUAAUUUAUGUUUACUGGUUUCUGUAUUGAAUCUUUAGUGAAUGAACUGAGGGCAGAUCGCUCUCGUUCUUUCUGAAUGUCGAUCGUCCUCUCGCGUGCUCUGCACUUAAAAAUCUUCGAUAUAACAUAAGUUUAAUAUGGCUAUGAAGAAGCAAAAAUUUUUCCAUUUCUUUGCCUAUUUAUUAAUGCCAUCUACAACUAAUCACGAUUUUGGGAGCAAGAUCCUUCUUACUCCCGGAACUGUUGAGUUCUGAACAAAUUUAGUUGAAUUGAGUCAAUAUUUUUAAAUAAAUUGAGUAAAUAAACGUGCUUGAAGUUCUUUUUCAUUUUGAGUUAGAAACUAGAUUUGUUCCGAUGUUCACGUAGUGUAGCUGCUUUGUGAAGUCAAGCUUGGAUAUAUAUUGUUUAAUGCUGCCUUUGCUAUCGUGUAGUUAACAAGGUAUCAUGGUAAGAGGCCACCCACACUCCUCGAGAAAAAUUGUACCUGCUUGGGCGAGUCUUGCAUGUUGAAAUUGAAACUCGUCAUUCGUGAUCUCGGUAACCACUGUUCUUGUGAUCGUUCGUGUAUGAACAAUCGCUGUGGUCUACGUUCUGAUAUGUCCUCGUUUGGCCAUUUGCUGCUCUUCUUGUAAAUUUUAAUUUAUUUUUGUUUUUAUUUUUACGUAAGCCUUUGGUUUUGUAUAAUAAUUGAGUAUUAUUUCUCAUAUGAAAAACUAGUGUAAUUGUGAAAAAAGCUUUUGAUCACUAUUUUUGGGUUACUAUGUUUCUUUUUAUCUGAAAAAAUUUGUGAGUGAAUGCAAGGUAGCAUGUGCUGAAAAUAACCAGUAAUUCGUGUGGAUGAUGUACCGUGUUGCGCGCUGCCGAUGUUAAGGAUGAACUUGUGACCACGAGGUGAUUCCAAUGACUGCGUUUUGAAAUUGUAUGUCAGUGAAGCACCUUAUUCGCCAAAGAAUUUUGCUUAAGUCAUAGUUUAGCUAUUGUUUCAAAUAAUAGGAUAAGUACUGAGCAACAGCCGUGUCGCACUGUCACGCGUGAUUGAUUAUUCAGGACUCGUAAAUAACGCCCGUGUAGUCAAGUUACGGCACGCCCUUUUGUUAUUGCCGGGAAGAAUUGCGUCAGCUGACGCGGUCUGAAAGAAUUGUUGGUCUGCAGGAUUACGUUCAUGGGUAACCACUGAGGUUCCUUCGGCUCAAUCCUGCCUGAGAUAAUCGCUGAUCUGUCCCUAAAACCUACACGCGACGUUAAACUUUUGCUUUUGUUACUUUGUGGACUGAUGCUGCUUGUACAUGUACAGCAUUUGUUGGUGGACUGCGUCUAUUUGUUUGUGCAGUGAACUCUCUGUCUUAAGAUAAGUCUCAUUGAAGAAGGAUGAUGUAAAGUUGUAUACGUGUUUUGACUUAAAAAUGGAAAUAGA
Molecule: messenger RNA, 4672 nt
Organism: Hyalella azteca
Lineage: Eukaryota; Metazoa; Arthropoda; Malacostraca; Amphipoda; Hyalellidae
Product: PHD finger protein 19
Exons: 3
Coding region: 403-2775 (790 amino acids)
Source: RefSeq, a predicted model, not a curated record